This is a messenger RNA of Rosa chinensis, 513 nucleotides long. RefSeq names its product (+)-cis,trans-nepetalactol synthase NEPS1. NCBI's taxonomy places the organism in Eukaryota, Viridiplantae, Streptophyta, Magnoliopsida, Rosales, Rosaceae. Bases 1 to 513 code for a protein of 170 amino acids. The record is from RefSeq and is a predicted model, not a curated record. The transcript has a single exon.
AUGUAUAGCAACGCGGGGAUAACCAGCUCGUCUGCGCAGACAGUGCUGGAGCUCGACCUGUCCGGGUACAACAGCGUGAUGGCAGCGUGUGUGAAGCACCCAACACUUGCGAUGGUGGGGAAGGAGGUGAAGGGAAGCAUAGUGUGCACAGCGAGCUUCAUGGAGGACUACAGGACGGAGAACAUGACUGACUGCACGAUGUCGAAGCACACGAUGCUGGGGCUGGUGAGGUCAGCGAACAUGCAGCUAGUGCGGCGUGGUGUGUGCGUGAACUGCGUGUCGCCGGGUAUGGUGGCGACGCCGCUGAUGUGCGACAUAUUAAAGAUUAGUGAGGAAGAGCUGUGGGAGACGAUGGCGGUGGUUUAUUCGGGAAGGGAUGAACAGCUGAUGGAGAAGCACGUGGCGGAUGCGGUGGUGUUUUUGGCUUGUGAGGACUCGGCGUUCGUCACCGAUCAUAAUUUGGUUGUUAAUGGUGGACUCGGCACCAAGUCCAUAGCUAUAUUGAAACAAUGA